Molecule: messenger RNA, 2079 nt
Organism: Metarhizium acridum CQMa 102
Lineage: Eukaryota; Fungi; Ascomycota; Sordariomycetes; Hypocreales; Clavicipitaceae
Biological process (GO): activation of GTPase activity
Molecular function (GO): GTPase activator activity
Source: RefSeq, a predicted model, not a curated record
AUGUCCAUCGAAGGACGCAUAACAAGCUGGGCGGACGCCUUGGAAGAAGGCAGAAAAGACUACCAAGAGCGCAGAGACCAUUUUCUCAAGUUUAUUCGGCAUCCCAAAGCCCUCACCGAGCUCACCGUCGACCCGCUUGCCGAUGAUCCUGAUUCACCUUGGAACACAGUAAGACAGGAUGAGAUAACCCGGACAGAGAUUCAGCAAGAUGUCCAGCGGCUCCCUGACGAAGUCAAUUAUCAUGAAGACACCAUACAAGGCAUGAUUCUGGACAUAUUGUUCAUCUACUGCAAAGUCAACCCCGACAGAGGCGGAUAUCGCCAAGGCAUGCAUGAGCUUCUUGCACCAAUAGUGUAUGCCCUCGAACAAGAUUCAAUCGACACAAGGUCCGCUGGUAACGAUGCGUGUCUUGAUGAGAAAAUGUUGCACGUACUGGACUCUGCCUUUAUAGAGCACGACGCUUACAUCUUGUUUUCAAAGCUCAUGGAGCAGGCGCAGUCAUUCUAUGAGGUUACAAAUGGAAGCACGCCAUCAAAUCACGGUAGCCAACCAGUGAUUCUGCAAGAGCAGCAAUCUGCUAUUGUCGAGCGAAGCAGGUUCAUCCAUGAGAUUUGUCUGCAGAAAGUCGAUCCGGAACUCGCAGCUCAUCUCACAAAUAUAGAGGUCCUGCCCCAGAUCUUCCUGAUCCGAUGGAUACGACUCUUAUUCAGUCGCGAAUUCCCAUUCAACCAGCUUCUUGUGUUGUGGGAUACUAUGUUUGCAGUGGAUCCCUCACUCGAGCUGAUAGACCUGGUCUGUGUUGCCAUGCUGGUCCGUAUUCGUUGGCAGUUGCUGGAAGCCGAUUAUUCUGUCUGUCUACAACUUCUUCUAAAGUAUCCACCCCCAGAACCUCCUCAUGGGCCACACACAUUUGUCGACGACGCUGUGUAUCUACGAGACCAUUUAGACUUUACGGGUGGAUCCAGUCUCAUCAUGAAAUAUACCGGAAAGAUUCCCGAGAACCCAAAUGACAUCAAACCGACCCGGCCAAGUAGUGGUGCUGACCCUGAAGCCAACUCCGUUCGUCAACGGGGCGGCCGGCCACCUACAUCACCCUCUAGGCUUACCCAACAACCGCCCAGCAUGGAAACUUUCUUCCAGGGAGCCGCUAGAGGCGCCAACCGUGUCUUGGAAAGAAGUGAAAAACUGGGCAUCAAUCAAGCAGUCCGUGAUGCCAUGGGAGAAAUCAGACGCAACGUGCAAAGCUUUAAUGAAGCCCGGCAAGCACAAAGGUCUCCAAGACAUAUUCUCAGUGACGAAGGCGCUUCCAAGGCACUGGCAGCCAUGGAAAGACGCAACAAAGAGCUGGCUGGCCUGCUGAAUGAUACAGUUACGAACCUCAAGACGUUAUCCCUGUCGGGGUUUGAGGAUGAGGCUAAGAGCCUGGAACUCAUCGAGGUGGCGGCCGCCAAGAUCCAGUUUGUGCAGAUCUACCUGGAAGAUUCUACCCUGGAUGUUCCCGUCUUCUCAACACCGAAGAACAAACCGGCAUCGUCGCCAGAGGGAAAAGAAAAGGCAGUCGAGGAGGCCACAGAGACCAAGGCGACAACAGCGAACCGAACAUACGGGACGCCAGCGACUAGCUCUGACUCACCAACGCCGGACAUUUCAAAACUCGUAAUAAACGAAGAGAAGCGCAGCUCUAAGAAAGACGCCGCAGAUCCGGAAAAAAUGGAUGCAAGUCGGGACGACCAGCCCGGAGAAGCGUCGCCCUCCGACCCCCUCGGAAACAACACUGUCGAGGUCCGGCCCGCCCCCGUCCCAACCCGCUCGACGCUUGCCCAAUCAUCCUUCUCCUGGAUGCUAGAACCAGACGAAACAACACCCUCUCGCGCCCCGGCAGCAAGCAAGUCCCCGACCACGCAGCAUAGUAAGAGGCAUUCGAAUAAUCUGAGCCGAGAAAGGAAUGCGUUUCUGUUCGGCGAGAUAACUGCCGAUGCCACCGACGGGAGCGCGCCCUUGAAAACAGAUGACAUAUUUGGGAUGGAGCCCAUUGCGAAGCCCAAGGGCAAGACGCAAGGCUUGUUUCAUGACAAAUGA